Bufo bufo (common toad) is the source of this 3471-nucleotide messenger RNA. It is a transcript of the gene PFKFB1, whose product is annotated as 6-phosphofructo-2-kinase/fructose-2,6-biphosphatase 1. Gene Ontology annotation, cellular component: 6-phosphofructo-2-kinase/fructose-2,6-biphosphatase complex; cytosol. Gene Ontology annotation, biological process: fructose metabolic process; fructose 2,6-bisphosphate metabolic process. Bases 323 to 1693 code for a protein of 456 amino acids. The record is from RefSeq and is a predicted model, not a curated record. The transcript is spliced from 14 exons. NCBI's taxonomy places the organism in Eukaryota, Metazoa, Chordata, Amphibia, Anura, Bufonidae. Gene Ontology annotation, molecular function: fructose-2,6-bisphosphate 2-phosphatase activity; ATP binding; 6-phosphofructo-2-kinase activity.
CGUGCUGCACGAAGGGGGUGGUUGUACUCCUGCUGGGGGUAGUACUACCUGUCUUCCAGGAACCUCAUUUCCUUCUAAUAUGUCUUAAGUCAGGGUGUCCUGGGAUUGGCCCAGGGUGUCAGGCGCUCACUUGCAGGCAGCCAGAGGAUUAUUCAGCAUUGCAAGAACAGCAGGUGUUUGAGGCAUAUAUUAAGCUGCAGUCAGGGAGGCAGAAAGGGCAGGGGCAGCUUUUAUUUUUAUUCCUGUUUGGGUGAAGCUGACCUUUCAUACGUGCGGGGAGCUGAAGGCUUGGCGGUGGCCGGGGUCAUAUGCACACGAAACAAUGGACAGGGAGAAGAGGACACCAGAAGAAAAAGCCUCCCGGAUCCCAGCAUCUAUACCCCAGUUCACCAACUCGCCCACAAUGAUCAUCAUGGUCGGGCUCCCUGCCCGAGGAAAAACGUACAUCUCCAAGAAACUUACUCGCUACCUCAACUGGAUUGGAACCCCAACGAAAGUAUUUAAUGUGGGACAGUAUCGCCGCGAAGCCGUGCAGACUUACAAGAACUACGAAUUCUUCCGCUCGGACAAUCAGGAAGCCAUGAGGAUACGAAAGCAGUGUGCACUCCAUGCCCUGAAGGAUGUCCAUACUUAUCUGACGAGGGAAGAAGGACAAGUUGCGGUCUUCGAUGCCACCAACACCACCAGAGAGAGGAGGUCUAUGAUCCUGCAGUUUGCUAAGGAACGGGGUUUUAAGGUUUUCUUCAUUGAAUCCAUCUGUGAUGACCCGGACAUCAUUGCUGAAAAUAUCACUCAAGUGAAGUUAUCGAGUCCGGAUUACAAGGACUGCGAUCGGGAAAAGGUGGUGGAAGAUUUCCUCAAGCGAAUUGAAUGUUAUCAGAUGAGUUACGAGCCGCUGCAUGAUGACAGGGAUGGCGAUCUGUCUUAUAUUACGAUUUUUAAUGUCGGGAACCGAUACCUGGUGAACCGGGUCCAGGAUCACAUUCAGAGCCGCACGGUCUACUACCUGAUGAACAUCCACGUGACCCCUCGCUCUAUCUACCUAUCCCGGCAUGGGGAAAGUGAUCUUAACCUCAUGGGCAGGAUUGGAGGGGACUCUGGGCUUUCACCUCGUGGAAAGCAGUACGCCCAUGCACUGGGAAACUUUGUUAGAUCACAGAAAAUUCCAGACCUGAAAGUAUGGACCAGUCACAUGAAGCGCACCAUUCAGACGGCAGAAGCGCUGGACGUCCCUUACGAGCAGUGGAAGGCCUUGAAUGAGAUAGAUGCAGGGGUGUGUGAGGAGAUGACAUAUGAAGAAAUACAGGAACAUUUUCCAGAAGAGUUUGCACUAAGAGACCAGGACAAAUACCGUUACAGAUACCCCAAAGGAGAGUCCUAUGAGGACCUGGUGCAGCGACUGGAGCCGGUUAUCAUGGAGCUGGAGCGUCAGGAGAACGUGCUGGUGGUCUGUCACCAGGCCGUCAUGCGCUGUUUGCUGGCUUAUUUCCUAGACAAAACUGCAGAAGAAUUGCCAUACCUGAAAUGUCCUCUUCACACCGUGCUGAAACUGACGCCCGUAGCUUAUGGUUGUAAAGUAGAAUCGAUCUACCUGAAUGUGGAAGCAGUAAAUACACACAGAGAAAAGCCGAUGAACGUAGCGGUGUCUCGUGAUCCCGGGGAGGCGUUGGACACUGUCCCAGCACACUUUUAAAUCUGAAUGAUUAGAGGCUGAAUUUUUAUUUUUUUAAUGCAUUUUUAUUUUAUUUUUUGUCAAGUAGGAAGCUGAGAAAUAGGAAAUCUGCUAACGAGCGGUAGAUAUGUUUUUAGACUGUUGUGGUUUAACCCUUUUUAUCCCAAACCAUUUUAAGUCACAUUGUAGUGGUCACAAACAGACUGAGGAUACAAGCCUGAGGCUGGUUUAGUGCGGCCGUACUAUAGUUGCAUUUGUGGGUCUGUAGAAUUGUCAACACAUGAGCAAGUUCCACACAUUGGACUCGCAGCGUGCGAUGGCACCCGUCCUGACCUCCCAGCACUGACUGGGAUCGCAUAGCAUUAUAUUGAUUUAUGAUGCUGUGUAACCCCUUAGAGGUCUGGAAUGUAUUGUAUAACACUGACCGCAUUAGGUCAGUGUUAUACAAUACAUUCCAGACCUCUAAGGGUUACACAGCAUCAUAAAUCAAUAUAAUGCUAUGAGAUCCCAGUCAGUGCUGGGAGGUCAGGACGGGUGCCGUCGCAUGCUGUGAGUCCAAUGUGUGGCACUUACUCAUGUGAAAGGGGCCUAAGGGUGCCCUCCACACGUGGUGGAAAAUGCUGCCAAAAUAAUAUGGAGGUGCAUUCAUGUCAAUGGGAAACAGAUUCUGCAGUGGGGGGAAAAAAGAUUUUUAGCGUUUUCCAUUGAAAUGAAUGUAGACAGUGGCAUUUGGGAAACGUGCAACAAGUUAUCUACACUAUGGCAUAUAAUGCAGGGAUAGAACAUUUUCAGCCCCUUAUAACAUUGGGGAAGUCAGUUUGUGGAACUUUCUGCCAUAUGUGAGGGGACCACAAUGCAGCCAUUGAGGCCAAAGGGCUUAUUCAGAUGUGCAUGUGUUUAAUCUUGUUCCCCCCACCCCUAGAAAAGGUGGCGGACAUACCAGCAGCUUUACGUCUGACUAAGCCCUUAUGCAGGGGAUCAGCUGUGAGAAACUACACCUCCCCAGCAUGGGCUCUUAUGUGGCUUCCAUAAAAGUGAAAGGACAACUUUGGGAGUUGUAGUUUCAGAACAGCUGGAGUGCCGAAUGUUUCUUAUCCCUGCCUUAUGGCUAGUUCUAAUGCCUGGAUUUGGUCCAUGUGAUUGUCAAUUUUCCCCCUCGAAAAAAGGAGGGGAAAAAAAUAAAAAGUUCCCUCUGCUGUAAUGAAAGCACUGACUACUCUACAGCCAUUACAAGGAUUCAUCAUUAGAAAAACAUGGCUGCUUUCUUCCAAAUUUAGUACCAUACCUGUCCACAGGUUAUAUCUGGUACUAUGGCUCAGCUGCAAUACCACACACAACCUAAUGGUCAGGGGUGGUGCUAUAUGUGGAUGCACGCAGUGAGGUUCUCCUGAAUUAGAGGCUGUAUAGGUCUGUAGUAUGUGCUGUCUGUGCCUCUCCUGGAUCUUUUUAUACUCCUUCAGCUUGUAUUUCACCAGCUUCCUCUCUGGGCUUUCAUUUUUAUUGACUUAAUUUAACCUCUGGUAUCCGGAGUAUGAUCAAUGAUGUUAGUGUCCUUGGGACACAUCUAGUCACCUCCUUUUGUAGAGGCCUUCGCACAAAGCAGCCAUCGUGACCAGCCAGAAACAUAUGGGGGUGUGAUGGAAUACAAGGCGUUUAACAAGGUUUUAUUCUACAUCUUAAAACAGAUUAAACAUGAUAAAUGCACCUGAACUAGACAGAUGUAAAUACGUUAACUGACAGUGGUAAUGUUGCAUCUUUGCCACCGGAGGGCACUGUGUACUAAUAAAAGCCCCAUAAGC